Molecule: messenger RNA, 5670 nt
Organism: Caenorhabditis auriculariae
Lineage: Eukaryota; Metazoa; Nematoda; Chromadorea; Rhabditida; Rhabditidae
Source: the annotation of a GenBank genome assembly
AUGGAUGAGUUCCAUGAAUUGCUUAGUCUUUAUUUUUAUUUUUUUUAUGAUUUAUUUUACCUUAAUCAAGUAGAUAAUACUUGGAGGAAACAAAGUCCAGCUAGAGGUUGACCUUUUAUUCCUUCAACAUUUUUGACGUUCGAACUUUAGAAAGAAGUUUUUUUUAAGAUCAUUGAAUGGAUAAAUCAGAGUCUGCUGACGGAACGAUAUCACUUCUCAAUAACAAACUUGAGGAAUGAGCGAAUAAUUCGAGCUUUGAGCCAUUCGAGUUGUUCUGAAGCAGCCAACAGACUCAGGCGUUUGUUAGGUACAUCUGCCCUGGGGGACUGAAGGAUUUUGACCUGUCCGGACCGACUGGCGUAUCUUAUCGCGUAUUAUUCCAUCGAUUAUCAAAAGGGCCGCGGCUGAUUCGUUCUUUGGUGUCGCCGCGGCAUACUAUGCCCAAGGUGGGCGGAGUCCAGAAGCCUCUUGGCCAUUCCGACGUCCCUCCGGCUUCAGCCUCGGUGCCGCUCCUUUCAUUGGGGACGACUGAAGACACCUCGACCGGGUGGAGCUCCCAUCGUCAGAAACUCCAUUCCUCAGCGGCUAAGGACCUUAGCCUAAGGUUUUUGAUUUAUCCCCUAAUCUGAGAAAGAUCUUUUGGAUAUGUUCUACGUUAUAUAACUUGGAAAAAAAGGCGUGGAAACGCGAACUUUUCAUUAUAUACUUCCUUUUCAUUAUAGCCAGUUUCUGUGUGGGUUUAUGAAAGUUUCCAGUUUUUUGUUGUUUGAGGAUUUUUCCGCUUUAAUUUUUACCCACAAUGUUACUCUGUACUUUGAUUAUUUUCCAAGUGACAUCACUUGAUGUUAUGUUUCUCUCACGCCCAAUCGCGUGUUUUGUAUCUUUAAAAAUCAUUCUUUUUCUUGAUGAAUUCAAACAGCCUCAUUUUCAGAUAUCUUCUGGUUGGAAGGAAAACGACUUUUGAAAUCACUGUGCAAUGGUUCUGCUAGGAGCAAUCGACCAGGGAACUUCGUCCAGCCGCUUCCUCGUCUUCGAGGCCGACACCGGCGAACUUGUCACCAGUCAUCAGGCAAUUUUUUCGAAUUGUUUCUUGUUCUUGGUCAACGCUGUGAUGACCUAUCUUCGAAAAUCAAAUCUUGAACUGAAUUCCACAAACCUUAUUAUAUUGAUUUCACUUGCUUUCCAGUAAGAUAUUCAUUUCUUCCAAACUUAUGGAAAAAAAAUGAAUAUCUGCAGAUACAGUAUUUUCUUGAGUGAUUGAUAUGUCGUUAACACAUCAGCUGCCCAUUUCACCUUUUAUUUUUAGUGCAAAGCCUACCGUACCUAGAAAAUUCGUCGUUUACAGCGCGACUUCUUCUCUUAUCACUAUUGUCGAGAGCGAGUCUUGAAAAUUUUCGAUAUAUUCUUUGAAUAUUGAACUCUGCUCUCGAUCAGAGUUUCGUCGAAUGCGACUAUGAAAAGCACUCUAUGAUAAAGUACAUGUGACCGAUAUGAUAUUUCGCAUAUUCGUGGCGAGUCAGCUGAUUAUUUUACUGUUAUUUUGAUUUAAAUAACUGGUUGUUAGGAAGAUUGCACCAAAAAAAGAGGCUUUAACUUCUUUCUUCUUAUUUUUCUUAAUUUAGUGAAGGUUACAACUAGGAAGAUCUGAAGACUAGACAAUUAAAACGGAAAUAUCUUUGGGUAUUCGAGUAAAAAGCGAUAUUCUAGAUCGAGGUUCGCCAAAUCUUCCCAAAGGCAGGAUGGGUCGAAAUGGACGCGAUGGAGAUGUUGAACACUGUCGAGGAAUGCAUCACCAAAGCCAUCGACAAGCUGGAGUCUCUGGGCAUCUCCAGAGACGAGAUCAAGUCUGUCGGCGUCGCCAAUCAACGAGGUCAGUUUUUGAUUUUUUUUUUUCUCUUGUUUUUGCUUGAAAUUCCAUUGAAAGUUUUUUUCAACUCUGACACUUCUUGUUAUUUCAAAAAAAAAGAUUUUCACAAAAAAACACAAGAAUGAAAGUUUUACUGCAAUGAAAAGCUUAAAUUAAAAAAAAAUUUAGCACCGUAAUAGCUUUCGAAGCUUUCAUUUCACUAAAAAUCCAUAAUAGUAUUGCAGAAGAAAAAAAGAAAUAAUCUUAACGAGAAUACUGUGAACACGUCGUAUCGCGACGAAAACUGAUCUGGGCGCUUAGUUACGGUAAUUCAAAAGAAACUUGGGAAGUGCAGAAACCUUUUUUUAAAACUUUUUUUUUGAGUAUUCUUUUCAUUUUGAUUUGGCUCUAUGGCUCGUUCAAGUGAUUUUGAGGAGCUUCGCACUACCUCUCUCCAAUUUUUGUUUUAUUUCUCACUUUCUGACGAUCAUUUCGAGUUCCUCGACCGAUUUUUGAACGCGGCAUUAAAAUUAGAUUUUUCAAAAUUUUCAAAAUUUUAUUUUUUCGAAUUUAUUAAAGAAGUCCAAAGUACGAAAUACAUUGAAAGGAACAUAUGAGUUUUCACGAAAGUGAUGAGUUAACACCGAGUUUCAGAGGCGAAAGAAGUUAAAUUCCCCAGUUCGACUCUAAUAUUUAAUGAAGAAAAAACGUAUAAAACGUUAUAUUUUUCCUUGGGCAAAAACAUUUGUGAGAAUGAUUUACGAAAAUAGUGCAAAGUACGAAAUACAAGGUUCAAAAAACGUUCCUCGUUUUGUAUUUGCCAUGAGAUUCGCCCGAUGGAAAAUUUUUUUCUAAUUUUUUCAAACUCGAGUUUCAGUCUCGAAAAAUAUUAUCCUACUAUUUUAUUUCAUAUCUCUACCCAUUAUUUUUGAGCUUCAUGAAAAGUUUUUCAGAAACUACGAUUGUUUGGGACCGCAAAACAGGAUUGCCGCUGCACAACGCCAUCGUUUGGCUCGACACUCGUACUUCGGACCUCGCAGAUGAGUUCAUCGACAAGACGGAGUCCAAGUACUCGUAAAGACUUUUUCUUUCAUUCUGAAUUCUUUUUUUCAGGUCAAAGGACGAGUUCCGAGAAAAAACUGGCCUCCCUAUUCAUCCCUAUUUCAGUGCACUCAAGUUGAAAUGGCUUUUGACAGAGGUUGACGAGGUCAAAGAAGCGCUUGAAAACGGUUUGUAAGGGAAAUAUUCGGAAAUUCACAGAAGGUCUUUGCAGGAUCUUUGAUGUUUGGUACAGUGGACACUUGGCUCAUCUGGAAACUCACCGGCGUUCAUGUGACGGACGUCUCCAACGCUUCUCGAACUCUUUUACUAGGUCCAGACUGCUUUGAAAAAACAAUUACGAACAUUUUCAGAUCUUCACAAGCGCAAAUGGUCUUCACAGCUAUGUGACUUUUUUGACUUGCCCAUGGAAAUUUUGCCGGAAAUUAAAUCUAGCGCCGAAAUCUACGGCUACCUGCUGGAAGGCUCGUUUUAACUUUACCCUAUGAUAUGAAGAGCUUGAAACCUCGAUGUCUAUCAAACUGCUGAAAUUUUGAAAGGUCACAGCUCGACUCAUUUUUAAAAUAUAGGUAACGUCUUUUAGAUUGGCGAUGUUCAACAAUCGAAACAUUUCUAAACUGUCAUUUUAUUUUUAAAAAAAUUGUUUGGCCGCUUUCAAAGCUACGUCGAGAAAUUUUUAGGAAACGCAGCGAAUAAAAUUAAAGAAAUUUCUUAAGCAUGCUUGAACUUCCCAACUUUUCAGUUUCAAUCGCCGCGCGCCUCAAAUAAGCUUUGAACGCGGCAUCAAUAUUAAAUCAAAAAGUACCUCGAAUGUUUCUACACUUUUUUUUAACUGAAGUAUAAAAAACCGUAGUAAAUUGUAAUGUUUUCAAAUCGAUUCCCAGCAACCAGAAGAAUAGUGUCUCUAAAAUUUAGAGUCUGUUCUUAUUUGAAAACCUGUGUACAGUGAUAUAUCACUCUUGCUGUUUCAGGACCUCUAGAAGGUAUACCGAUUGCCGGCUGUUUGGGAGAUCAGCAGGCGGCGAUGGUCGGCCACCAGUGUCUCCAGCCAGGGGACACCAAGAACACCUACGGUACCGGGACAUUCAUGCUGUGUAACGUCGGCGUCAAACCAAUCAUCAGCAAAGACGGACUGCUCACCACCGUCGGCUUUCAGGUUCGAUCAUUGAAAUGCAAGAGAAAAUAGUUCUGAGAGAAUCCUUAUGAGUCGGAAGAAAAACAUUUUUGAAGGCUAAACGGCGCUAUUCAAAUAAUAUUAUAAUUUUUUUAAAAAAAUUUUUUUCAACCUCCAUGUUUAAUUUUUGGAAACACCCCCGUUUCAUUCCAAUUCUGCGAAGUUUUCAGUUUGGGCCGGACGCUCCCGUCGUAUAUGCCCUCGAAGGCUCUGGCUCCAUAGGUGGCAACGUGGUUCGCUUCCUCCGAGAUAACUUCAAAUUCAUAAAGGUUCCGAAUAAAACAUUAAGAAAAUUUUCGUCAUCUCACUCUUGACAGGAUGCAUCUGAGAUGGAAGAGAUGAGCAGGUCGGUUGAAGACACUGCCGGAGUCUACUUCGUUCCUUCCUUCACUGGCCUUUACACCCCUUAUUGGGACUCUUCGGCCCGUGGCACUAUUCUGGGCUUAACACAGGUCAGUUGAGCAAAUCUUGACUCUUUGUUUUAUUUGUCGCUUGUCCACGCUGUUUGUUUCAAUGGGAAAAAUGAGGGCUGAAGAUUGACUGCGAAGAAAUUUAAAAGUCCACUCGUUGAUAGUAUUUUGACAGCUGAUAGGGAGUUGUAAAGAACUUCUAAUCAACUAAUUUUAUAAUUUUCUAUUUUUUUCCAGAUUUUUUUCAAUAUUUUAGGGUCACUUAUUGAAUAAAAAAAUAUCAAAAAAAUUUGGAAUGAAAAAAAGGGAUAAUUUGGAUAUUAUAAACCGCGACUAUAUUAUUUAAGUUUUUAAACUGUUUUUCGGACUAGCUUUUCCGGUUGAAAUAUCGAAGUUUUCGCUUUCGUUCUGAAUUUCGCGGCAACUUUAUAACAAAAUCUGAUUAUUUUAGUUCUUUUUGCUAUUAUUUCUGACAGGAAUUCUGAUCGCUAGAAAAAAAAAAUUUCAAACGGGAUAACUGGCAGAAGAACUUCUUUUUGUCAUGCUGGAAUGUCUUCUGAUCAGUCCACAAUAAAUCACAUAUUGUUCCGAAUUGAUAUCGCAGUUCGCGAUUUGGCGUUUUGUGAACGUACUUAGCUUUGCACAUCACCCUUUGUGUAGAUAGUUGCAUGCUAGAAUUGAUUUAAAGACGACGGGGUCCAAUGAGCAGGUCUCGACGCGCGAACACAUCUGCCUGGCGGCUCUGCGGGCCAUCGCCUUUCAAAGCGCCGAAAUGAUCGACGCCAUCGAGAGAGACCUCGAAAAUGACACUCAAAUCAAAGUCCUUAAGGUUUGACUUCGGCACCUUCGGGUUGAAUAUGAAGAUUUCAGAUCGACGGCGGAAUGAUUGCGAACACGCUCUUCAACGAGAUCCAAGCCGACAUCAUCGGAAGAACAAUCGCGACUCCAAAAGUGACGGAGAUCUCUGGCUGGGGUGCUGCCGUCGCAGGUGGAAUCGGCUCUCAGCAAAUGAGCCUUGACGAGUUUUUGUCCCAGUCUUCCGAAGUAGGCGAAUCUUCAAGAUUUCGCUAGUUUCUUUUAAGGCCGUCCGGUAUGAACCGCAGAAAAAUUCGGAUUGGCGCCGCCAGGAGAUGUCGCGAUGGAAAGAAGCCGUCAAACGGUCUUGUGGGUGGCAUCAUUGA